AUGUCAACAUCCAAGUUAUCACCGACUUAUCAGGGCUACAUAGGGUCCACUACAGAUGCAUUAGUGGUUAUGCAGGAAGCCCUACACGGGCGGUUGGAAUUAGUACCUAGAAGACCUCACGAACGAGAACGGGACGAAUUGAUCAGGUCGGGAAACGUUUUUGUAUUUGUGGAACAGCACUCGGGAAUCAAGAGAUGGACUGAUGGCAUAUCGUGGUCACCUUCGAGAAUCUUGGGCAGAUUUUUAAUCUACCGCCAGUUGGACAAGGGCACCGCCGAGGAGAGGGACUCGAAAAAGGCCAAAAAGAGAAAAUUGUCCAACCACCAGUUUCAACUGGACCCCAUCGUUGAUCCACGCGAUCCCCACCGCAUGUCGAACACAUCCCCGCACUCUACGAACCAGACACAUGGCCAGCUGACGACCUCGUCGCAGUCGUCGUCGUCGACUUCAAUGCGGAUUCCACCAAACACUAUUCCUACUUUGAUUUCGUAUAAUCAUACAAACAAUGCGGAGUACCCGCAGGGUCUGAUGAACGGGACCUUGUCGUCAUCGUACCUCAGGAAAGAUAACGGAUUGAUCAAAAAGACGUUGUCGGUAACAACAAAGACAAAAGAUCUCUCGUUGAAAAGAAGAGACGAGAGACAAACAAUCCACUUGAUUAGCUAUUACACAAACGAAGAUUUCUUCGGUGGCAAGUUGCCGCGCCCUUCAGAGACUGAGUACAAGGAUGUGCAGAUCUACCCUACCCUCUGGGCAGCCUUGAGGGAAAGCUCGCUUGGAGGCAAAGUGCCUGUUGAAGAUGAAGCCUACUACUUUUUGGAUGGCAAUUACCAGUUGCAAAACCUGCAAAUGGCCCAAAGCGGCUUGUCUGGUCCAUUAUCUGGUCAUAUCCUUGCGGACGCCAAGUUGGGUUAUAAUAAAUACAAUAGCUUGCUGCAACAACAACAACAUCAUCAACAUCAACAACAACAGCAACUACAACUACAGCAGCAGCAGCAACAACAACAACAUCAACAACAUCAACAGCAACAGCAACAGCAACAGCAGCAGAUGAUGCAACCGCCGCUGCAAUACUAUCUUGCCGAUGCCAACUUGAUCAAAAGAGAAGAUGACGGCGGUGCCGGGAACAGCAAUGAUCUCAACUUUAUGAAUCCGUUUGUUCCAUCAACACAUCAAUCCAGCUAUCCAUUGAAUACAUAUGCACCCAACUACAACAAUACUUAUAUGCAACAACAGGUGCCAGCACAGUCGCAGUACCAACCUUCUCCUCAACAGCAGCAGUAUAACCAGUAUCUCCCACCUGGUACGUUGACGGCUAAUGCAUCCGCAAACAUGCAGGAAAUGUACCCUACUUCGCAUUAUCAAAUGUUACCUCAGCAGUCACAACUGGCACAACCACAACAGUCACAACAGGCGCAACAACUGCAACAACAACUGCAGCAGCCGUAUGCGCCCCAGACUCCUGUCAACUCAAACAUACAACAGCAGCAGCAGCAGCAGCAGCAACAGCAACAGCAACAACAUUCAGCGUCAGGUUCAGGUUCAGUUGCCGCGAGCUCAACUACUUACCCGCAAUACCAUUACGGUUCUGUGUCUUCGGACCCAUACUCGAUGGGCUCACACAACCAGAGCGGGUCUUUGAGUUCGAGCUCUAGCAGCUACUUGCAUCCUCCUUCUACCCACUCCCACCAGCAUCUGCACCUGCAACUGCAUCCAUCAUUGUCAUCGACAGCCAACACAAGCCUCCACAGCAUGCCUACUCGUAAAUUGGGUAGCAACAAGGGGAGUAUUGACAGCACUAGUGGUGCAAACACCAAUAGCACAGGCAAACUCUCCAGCUUCUCCAACAUGCCCUCUUCAUCUUCAUGGUAUGCUAGCCCUCUGGGCUAUUCAAACUCAGCUCCAGGGUCUACAAACACAGUUGCAACAAUGAACGAGACAUAUAAUCAGCACCAACAGCCUUCCAACUCUUCAGCUGCGACAACAAACACCAGUCACAGUAACGCGGAUUCGUCCACGUCGUCUGUAUCAACGGGUUCGUCUGCUUCAUCAUCAACUUCAAUUAUCCCCUCAGUCAGUGUCAACUCGACCAACUCGGUCUUGAACACGGCCGGGGAUUCUCAAUACACUCACCAUGCGUCAAACUAUUAUAACCAACGCCAUCACCCCAACCAACAGCUGAUGUACCAUCUGCAACAGCAGCAGCAGCUGCAGCAACUGCAACCACAACUGCAACCGCAACUGCAACUGCUGCAGCUGCAACUGCAGAACAAAUGGAAUGGAAGUGCACUAAGUACACUGGCAACUCCUGGACAUGGAGGGAUUCCAGCAACUUCUUCCGCUGGGAGUGCAAAUUCGACUGCAAACACUGGUGCAGCUAAUGACGGCCAAGUCCUGGCGACGCAAGUGCAGCUGGCUGGCAACAGCGGCGGCGGCGGCGGCGGCGGUGGCGGCAGCGGCAUACCGGGAUUGACAGGCUCUUACUACCCCACGACUACAUGA
Lodderomyces beijingensis is the source of this 2502-nucleotide messenger RNA. The record is from the annotation of a GenBank genome assembly. NCBI's taxonomy places the organism in Eukaryota, Fungi, Ascomycota, Pichiomycetes, Serinales, Debaryomycetaceae.